Messenger RNA from Momordica charantia (bitter melon), 789 nucleotides. The record is from RefSeq and is a predicted model, not a curated record. Lineage: Eukaryota; Viridiplantae; Streptophyta; Magnoliopsida; Cucurbitales; Cucurbitaceae.
AUGAGGGGAAAAACAUUGAAAUAUAUUGCUUUAGCUUUUAUUUUCGUUGUGUUAACAUUUAAGGCCUAUUCAUUGCCUCUUUCAACGAAUGGAAGAUGGAUCAUCGAUGCUUCUAGUGGUCACCGUGUGAAGCUGAUGUGUGCAAACUGGCCUUCUCACAUGCAAGCCAUGCUGGCAGAAGGUCUCCAUCGUCGGCGGCUCGGCGAUAUUGCCGCCACUGUGGCCAAGUUGAGGUUCAAUUGCGUACGUUUGACGUACUCAAUCCACAUGUUCACACGCCAUGCCAACCUGACCGUUAAAGAGUCCUUUGAAAAUUUUUAUAUGAAAGAUGCCAUGGCGGGCAUCAUCCAGAACAACCCUUCUAUGUUGAACAUGACAUUAGUUCAGGCUUAUGAAGCUGUGGUCGAUUCAGUUGGAGCACAUGGAGUCAUGGUGGUUUCCGAUAAGCAUAUUAGUCAGCCAAGAUGGUGCUGUAACGAUGAUGAUGGCAAUGGUUUCUUUGGAGAUCGCUAUUUUGAUCCUGAAGAAUGGCUACAAGGACUCAGUUUSGCUGCUCAAAGCCUAAAAAAUAAAUCCCACGUGGUAGCAAUGAGUUUGAGAAAUGAACUGCGAGGACCAAAUCAAAAUGUGGAGAAAUGGUUUGAAUACAUGAGCCAAGGAGCUAAGCUUAUUCACCAAACAAACCAAAAUGCUUUAGUAGUGGUUUCUGGGCUGGAUUUCGAUACCAAUCUCAGCUUCUUGAAAAAUAGAUCUAUGGGCUUCAACUUGGACAACAAGCUUGUUUUUUAG